Molecule: messenger RNA, 3342 nt
Organism: Hypanus sabinus (Atlantic stingray)
Lineage: Eukaryota; Metazoa; Chordata; Chondrichthyes; Myliobatiformes; Dasyatidae
Gene: man2c1
Product: mannosidase, alpha, class 2C, member 1
Exons: 26
Coding region: 125-3217 (1030 amino acids)
Biological process (GO): oligosaccharide catabolic process; mannose metabolic process
Molecular function (GO): carbohydrate binding; alpha-mannosidase activity
Source: RefSeq, a predicted model, not a curated record
CUGCUCCGGGGGACGGCUGAGCCCGGAACGGGACACCACCCCCGUUCUGCUCCGGGGGACGGCUGAGCCCGGAACGGGACACCACCCCCGUUCUGCUCCGGGGGACGGCUGAGCGCGGUGCGCCAUGGCCGGCUUGGUGCUGAAGAACCGCCGAGCGACGCUGGAGCGGGUGGAAAAGUUCUUGUCUCCGAUUUAUUUCAAGGAUGUCAACCUGCGGGGCCGGCUGUUUGGUGCUCGCUGUCCAGUUGAAUCGCUGUCCUAUUUUAUGACACAGUCACGUAUCCCGUAUGAGGAGGCAGUGAGGGGAAAUUUUAAGGCUGCUAAAGUUGGAGAUUCUUUUGGACCAACAUGGUGGACAUCCUGGUUCAGGGUAACAUUCACCAUUCCACAGGAAUGGAAAGGCAAAGAGGUGCACUUUGUGUGGGAAAGUGAGGGGGAAGCAAUGGUUUGGAAAGACAACUCCCCAGUGCAGGGCCUUACUAAAGAAGGGGAGAAGAUUAGCUACAUCCUCUCAGAGAACCUGACAGAUGAAGAACCUCAUAGCUGGGAGCUGUAUGUAGAGCUGGCAUGCAAUGGACUGUUCGGAGCAGGCCAGGGCUCUAUGAUUGCACCCCCUGACCCACAGCGCAACUUUGUUCUCCACAAGGCUGAGCUGGUAGUUUUCAACAGGGAUGUUCAUGAACUACUCAUCGACUUUGAAAUCCUCCUGGACAUGGCAAAGUUCCUUGGCACUGAGAAUCAGCGCAGCUAUCAAGCGUUGUACACUGCUAAUAAGAUGGUAAACGUCUGUGAUGUUGCAGACCCCAGCACCUUUGCAGAAGUGCACAGAAUAGCCAACGCUUUCCUUCAGCAAAAGAAUGGGGAGAGUCAACACAUGGUGCAUGCAAUGGGACACUGCCAUAUUGAUACAGCUUGGUUAUGGCCAUUUGAAGAGACCAUUCGUAAGUGUGCUCGGAGCUGGGUGUCUGCAUUGCGACUGAUGGAGAGAAACCCAAACUUCAUUUUUACUUGUUCACAGGCACAACAGCUGGAGUGGGUAAAGAGCUGGUACCCAGGCUUGUAUGCACAAAUCCAAGAGUAUUCUCAGAAAGGGCAGUUCAUCGUCGUAGGAGGCACCUGGGUAGAGAUGGAUGGAAACCUCCCCUCUGGUGAAUCAAUGGUCCGACAAUUUCUCCAGGGUCAAAGGUUCUUCCAGCAAGAGUUUGGAAAACUUUGCGCUGAGUUUUGGUUGCCAGAUACGUUUGGAUAUUCUGCACAGUUACCACAGAUCAUGAAGGGAUGCGGUAUCACGCGCUUCCUAACUCAGAAGCUCAGCUGGAACUUGGUGAAUGAAUUUCCGCAUCACACAUUCUUUUGGGAAGGAAUUGAUGGCUCGAAGGUAAUCUCCCACUUUCCACCUGGGAACUCGUAUGAAAUGAAAUGCAGGGUGGAAGAGCUUCUGAAUACGGUUAAAAAUAACAAGGAUAAAGGUCGUGUUAAUCACAGUGCAUUCCUAUUUGGGUUUGGCGAUGGGGGAGGUGGACCUACACAAGACAUGCUGGAUCGACUACAAAGAAUACAGAAUACAGAUGGACUGCCCAGGGUAGAAUUGUCCACCCCAGAGACUUUCUUCUCCAUGCUGGAAGCUGAUACAACACUGCUGUGUACCUGGGUUGGUGAACUCUUCUUGGAACUGCACAAUGGCUCUUAUACUUCCCAGGCAAAGAUUAAAAUAGGCAAUCGUAAAUGUGAAUGUAUCCUUCGUAGUAUUGAAAUCAUGAGUAGCCUGGCUGCAGUCCAGAAAGAUGGCUUCCAGUAUCCAAGUUCCCAACUGCAACAACUGUGGAGACUAUUGCUUCUAAAUCAGUUCCACGAUGUACUCCCUGGCACCUGUAUUCAGUCUGUAGUGGAAGAUGCUGUAAAGAACUAUGAAGAAAUCCAGAGUAAUGGGGAUGAGCUUCUUAAAGAGGCCAUCCAGUGUCUCAUGGGUGGAUGUGUGCUAGAAACCGGGAGAAAUAUUCAUGUACUAAACACCCUGUCAUGGGAACGGACUGAAGUAAUCUCAAUGCCUCGACUGGAGGGAGAAGAAGUUUUGGCCUUGGUAAAAGUUCCCAGUGUAGGAUUUGCUACAGUGACCUGCCCUUUGGUCCCACCAAAUCCAGUUAUUGUCACUCCACAGGGAGAUGGUUCCAUAACCAUGGAGAAUGGAAUUCUCCGAGUUGAAUUUGAUGCAUUAGGCCGUAUGAUAUCACUUUUACAUUUACUUUACAAAAGGGAAACACUUCCUGAGGGCAGCUAUGGCAACCAAUUUGUGCUGUUUGAUGACAUCCCGUUGUACUGGGAUGCAUGGGAUGUCAUGGAUUAUCAUCUAGAGACAAGGAAACCUAUCGUCCAAGUUCUGCAACCUCCAGAGGUCGUGUGCUCAGGUGGGGUCAGGGGAAGUAUAAGGCACUCCAUCCGUAUCAGCGAGACCAGCAAGAUUCGUCAAGAAAUCAUACUGGAUGCCUGCUGUCCCUACAUUAAGUUUAAAACUGAGGUUGAAUGGCAUGAAACACACAAGUUUCUGAAGGUGGAGUUCCCCACAACAGUGCACAGUCCCAAUGCCACCUAUGAAAUCCAGUUUGGACACCUUCAGCGUCCGACGCACCGCAACACUUCGUGGGACUGGGCACGUUUUGAGGUCUGGGGACACAAGUGGGCUGAUCUGUCGGAGCAUGGGUUUGGCGUCGCAUUGCUUAAUGACUGCAAGUAUGGAUAUUCCGUGCAUCGCAACACAAUGACCCUCUCCCUAUUGAGAUCGCCAAAGUCCCCAGAUGCCAUGGCUGAUAUGGGUCAGCAUCAGUUCACGUACGCCAUCAUGCCCCACACAGGUUCUUACCAAGAGGCCAAUGUGAUCCAGUUUGCCUACAACAUCAACUACCCCUUGCACGUUGUACCUGCUGAACCCAGUGUCACUGCCCCCCGUUCCUGGAGUGCGUUUUCGAUCCUAUCUCCUGCCGUCGUUCUCGAAGCUAUUAAACAGGCUGAAGACAGGAACGAUGCUCUAGUUAUCCGACUGUACGAAUCUCACGGUAGCACAGUGGACACUUGGUUGCACACUUCACUGCCUGUUAAACAAGCACUUUGGUGUGACCUCCUGGAGCAGCCACUGGCACCCAAGCCUCUUCCCAUCAAAGAUUUUAAGAUCAAACUCUCCUUCACUCCAUUUCAGAUCCGUUCCAUGAUUCUCAUUUUCUGAUGUUGUAAUGUACAAAUGGUAUCAUAUGUAAUUAACACUUUGAUGUAUUGAGAUUCUUCUAUACAUAGAAUCAUGAACUCUGUGCUGCACAGUGAUGUGAAUAAAGAGCAUGCUCUGACAAAGUA